AUUCGGAAAACUAUCUUGUCGUAACAUAAAACAACAAGUUGCAAUUUAACAAAACUACUAAAAUAUAGUCAUGUCUAUUGAUUGUUUGGUUGGUGCCUCCUAAUCCUGACGUUUGAUUUACCUAACCUAGCAAAUCCACGUGUGUGUGUUUACUGAUUUAAAUUUACCGAAAUCUGAAAUGCCUAAAGGCAGCAAAAUAUUUUUGCCCUGUCGGAGCUUAGGGUACGUCAGCAACCACAUCCCGCUUCAGGUCCGCUACAUAAAAAGUCGCAAAGAAAAUCUAAUAGUGACAUGUGUGGGGAAAUCGUUUCACACGUACGGAAUAACACACUUUGGCCUGUUAAGUGUCGGUGGUUUGCACCCCGAAGACAUAACUGCGAUGACCGCUGAUGCCUUUCAUGUGUACACAGCGUGCAAUAAUGAGAUUUAUGCCUGGAGAAGAGGCACUGAGUUGAAACAUGUCUAUAGAGGACACAAGAAACCGGUUCAUUUGAUGAUGCCUUUUGGGGCACAUUUGAUUUCAAUUGAUGAGGCCAGUAGUGUUAAACUGUGGGAUAUUAAGGAUGAGAGUGUUUUUCUUGAACUCACGUUUAGUAACAAGACAUUCCAUAUCACCACAAUCUGCCACCCCAGCACUUAUAUUAAUAAGAUUUUGUUGGGUAGUGAACAGGGAGAGAUGCAGUUAUGGAAUGUCAAUAAUUUGAAAAUGAUUUAUUCCUUCAAGGGGUGGAACAGCCCCAUUACUUGCUUGGAACAAGCGCCUGCAAUUGAUGUGGUUGCUGUUGGUUUGGCUUGCGGUAAAAUCAAAUUACACAAUUUAAAAUUCGACGAGACCAUAAUGGAAUUUAUGCAAGAUUGGGGCGUCGUCACUUCGAUAUCAUUUAGGACCGAUGGUAGUCCCAUAAUGGCAACAGGAAGUGUAAUAGGCCAUAUAGUAUUUUGGGAUUUGGAAGAAAGACGCGUCGCGAGCCAACUACUUUCUGCCCACGACGGCAGCGUUACAGGAAUGAUUUGUCUCCCGAGUGAACCUUUAAUCCUAACUUCGUCUCCAGACAAUACUUUAAAAUUAUGGAUCUUUGACAGGUCAGACGGUGGUGCCAGACUUUUAAGAAUAAGAGAAGGCCAUUCAGCACCGCCGUCUCACCUUAGAUUUCACGGUGCUAACGGACACAACAUUUUAAGUUGCGCUGGAGAUUCAACACUGAGAAUAUUUAAUACGCAAACUGAGCAAUUCAAUAAAAGUCUAGGAAAAGCGUCGUACAACAGAAAAGCGUCAAAGAAGCGCGGGAGAACCGCCGAAGACCCGCUAAUUAUGCCACCAAUCACACAAUUUACUUCCGAAAUUACAAGGGAGAAAGAAUGGGAUAAUAUCGCAGCGGUACAUUUGGGGAUACCCAUGGUUACCACAUGGUCUUACGAUAAGGUGAAGAUGGGCGAAUUGAAAUUGCUUCCUGAACGGUUUCACAAGAAAAAACUCGUUUCUAGUGGGUUUCACGACGUUGCUGCGACGUGUUUGUGUCUAACACAUUGUGGAAACUUUGUUCUUGUUGGGUACAGCACAGGACAUAUUGAUAGGUUUAACAUGCAGUCAGGUAUUUGGCGCGACAGUUACGGCGCCCCCAAAGCCCACGAUGCAUCGGUUAGAGGAGUAACAACCGAUCCUUUAAAUCAGAUGACAAUAAGUGGAAGCAGUGAUUGUAAAAUCAAAUUUUGGAAGUUUAAAAAUAAAGGAGCCAAUCCAUUGACGGUCUUAACACUGGACGAGCCAAUCAGUUUUUUUCGGUCGCAUUCAGAAAGCUCAAUGUUGGCCGUUGCCCUCGAAGACUUUGACGUUUACGUAGUAGAUAUCGACACGAGACGAAUCGUGCGAAAAUUUGUGGGGCACACGGCACAAAUAACCGACGCAACAUUUAGCCCUGACUCUCGCUGGUUGGUGACUUCAUCAAUGGAUUGUUCCAUACGUACGUGGGACAUACCUUCGUGUCAUUUAGUGGACGAGUUCAGUACAGAGGUGGCCUGCGUUUCAUUGGACAUUUCGCCGACCGGGGAAGUCCUGGCUACAGCACAUGUCGAUUACUUGGGGAUUUUUCUGUGGACAAAUCGAACUUUAUACUCAAAAGUAUCACUGAAGGCUUUAACACCAAGCGUUCAACCGCCACUGGUCGCUUUCCCUGAAUGUCUCACAGAGCACCACGAAGAGAAAAGCGAGGUGGAAGAAUCCGACGAUCUGGAAUUCAUAUCGCCCGAACAAAUUAGCAACGACUUGGUUACCUUGUCAGGCUUUGCUGCCUCAAGGUGGCAGAAUUUGUUGAAUUUGGAUGUGAUCAAGAAGAGGAAUAAACCCAAAUCCCCGCCUAAGGCACCUAAAGCCGCACCGUUUUUCCUACCGACUGUUUCAUCUUUAACUUUCCAAUUCGAUUUGUCAAAACCCGAAUCUGAGAGUAGUAAAAUAUUGACGCCAAGCACUUUAUUGAAUCUAACCGAAUUUGGGAAAUUAUUGGAUAAAACGAGACAAGACGACGAUUUUAGCCACGUUAUUGAGAAGCUAAAGUCGUUUGGUCCGUCUAUGAUUGACUUUGAAAUAAAGUCUUUGGCCCCUGAAGGUGGAGGCUCAGUUGAAGUGAUGCUACAGUUUCUGAAGAGUGUCGAAUUUAUGUUGAAAUCGAACAAAGACUUUGAGUUAGCGGAGGCCUACCUUGGCGUCUUUCUAAAAUCACACGGGACAGUGGUUGCAGCCGAGGAGACUUUGAGGAAUUAUUUAACCAAUAUCCAGAGUUGUCACAAUGUUGUAUGGAAUAGGUUGCAAGAUAAAUUGUUGUACAAUAUUUGUGUUGUUCAAAACUUAAAAAUGAUGUAAAUAAAACGAAAAUUUUUAA
Tribolium castaneum (red flour beetle) is the source of this 2876-nucleotide messenger RNA. RefSeq lists its product as uncharacterized. The transcript is spliced from 3 exons. Lineage: Eukaryota; Metazoa; Arthropoda; Insecta; Coleoptera; Tenebrionidae. The record is from RefSeq and is a predicted model, not a curated record. The coding region runs from base 179 to 2857 and encodes 892 amino acids. Gene Ontology annotation, cellular component: small-subunit processome; Pwp2p-containing subcomplex of 90S preribosome. Gene Ontology annotation, molecular function: protein binding. Gene Ontology annotation, biological process: rRNA processing.